Molecule: messenger RNA, 966 nt
Organism: Thamnophis sirtalis
Lineage: Eukaryota; Metazoa; Chordata; Lepidosauria; Squamata; Natricidae
Source: RefSeq, a predicted model, not a curated record
AUGAAUGAUGAAUACAAUCUCAUGAUUGACCUGCAGGUUGAUGGAAUAUUAUGUUUGGCUGACAUUCUUACAGAUGGAAUACAUUCCCAAGCUACCCAUGCUGAAGCAGCUGCAGUGAUAGCUCAAAUCACAUCCCCUCAGCUCACUUUCACUCAGCAUCUCAACAGCUUUCUGGAGAACAUGGAAGAAAUUGUCACCGCGCUUCUCAAACUGUGCCAAGAGGCUGCCUCUGGGGAAGUUUUCCUAUUGGCUUCAGCUGCACUUGCCAAUAUUACAUUUUUGGACUCAAAGGCCUGUGAGAUGUUGCUUCAACUGGAUGCGAUAAAGAUUCUUAUUGCAGCUUGUUCUGACAAACAGAAAGUGGAUAGUCCCUAUUCUCGAGAUCAGGUUGUAACAGUAUUAGCAAACCUGUCUGUGCUGGACCAGUGUCCUUCAGAAAUAAUCCAACACAAUGGUAUUCAAAUUUUAAUGGAAAUGCUGUCUGAAAAAUCACCAUUUGGGAAUUCACCCGAAACGGCUGCUUGUGAACAAGUUCAACAAAAAGCUGCAGUGACACUUGCCCGGCUUAGCCGUGAUCCUGAAGUAGCUAAUUCAGCCAUAAAACUCAACUGUACGUAUUUAAGUGAUUUGAUACAUCAAAGAGACAUUAUUUACCCCUUGUUGGCUAAAUGCUACUUUUCUCCAUUGCAUGUCAACUAAGAACCAGUCCACUUUCCAGUGAUGAUCAUUCGUUUUUAAAAAGAUUUCUGUUUUAUGAAUCAACCGAUGAUUGCCCCAACUGGCAGCUUAAUAAUAUAUCCUUGAUUUAUGACUGUAAUGGAGCUUGCCCAUUAUGGUUGUAAGUUGUAAGAGUAAUAAAGUGGUCCUGUGACCAACCCAAUUUUACAACCUUUUUUGUGAUGGUCAUUAAGUGAACAAAUUGUUUGCUAUGAACUGAUUUUGUAGAAAAUGAAUCCCAUUUAUUUA